CAGCGUUCCCCAGCGACUGCGAUGUUAAAGCGUGGGUUAGCUGCAUGCACUCGGGGAAUGUGAACCUCACACAAGCAGAACGCAGUGUCUCUCACACACACACACAGAGAGAGAGAGAACAGCAAGCAGAACCACAUUGCUCGGAUCACUGACCAUAUCAGCACCGUCUCAGUGACUGAGCACAGACACUACCACGCUGCUGUUUCCAGCUCCCGGAAAGUGCCUCUGCCUCCCAGCUCGCUCAGUUUUCACACUCACACUCACAGGGACCUGCCUGCUGUUUGUCCGACUCCUACAACUAUCCUGAGGUCAUGGUCCGUCUCUGGAACUCACCUGACAGGGCAUCGCCGCUCCCUACUGUGCUGUGUAUCUGCGGCUUCCUCACAGCAAGCUCAGCAUUGGAUGCAUUACAACAGCUGCUGGACUGCGACCAUGAGGCAGUAGCUCGAGAGGAUCUGUCUGGAUGUACCUUGAGUGUGGCGUACAACAGGCAAACGCUCACCCACUACGACGCCCGCGCGCGCCAUUUCUCCGUGGAGGAUUCGACCGUGAAAAACGAAGUGGACAACCUGAACAAGGAUCCCAAAUUCCUGGAGAACAUUGACAAAAUUUUGCAGACGACCCUGACGCUUCUCCAUCAGCUGCUGGAGUCUGCAGACCCAGUCCUGGAUCGGAAAGUGCCUCCGUCAGUGAGGAUUACCUUGGUCGACCUGCACACCAUCGGUCAACCGAACCAGCUGCGCUGUACCGUGGCAGGGUUCUAUCCCAAAGCAGUCAACGUGACUUGGCUGAGGAACGGCGAGGACAUGGAUUCCGCGGUGUUGCGCAGCCCGACCCUCCCGACCGGCAACGGAAUGUUCCAGACAGCAGCGUACGUCAACGUGGAACCUGGCUCUGCCACUACCUACACCUGCCUCGUUCAGCACGCCUCCUACCCCUACCCCGAGGGACACCGCCUCGACUGGGUCGAUGAUCGAAAGCUCUCCUUGUCUCCGGCUGCCAUUGUGGGAAUACUGUUUGGAAUUCUGGGAAUCACCUUCGCCUUGGCUGGGAUCUACAUUCGCCUGAAUUUUCAAGGUCGCCGUGCUGAGAUCUUCGAGCCCACAGUGCUUUUCCUGAAAAACCGACAGCACGGCUGUUCGGAGAGGAGCCGAACCAGCAUGCGUUCGAACGCCAGUGCCACUUCAGGAGACGGUUUGACUCAGCACGCGAUGUGAGGACCCCAGUUGGAGGGAGAGGCUGGGCCCUCUGCGGGCAGGGCAUGGACCGAGGGAUUAUCGCCGUGACGCUGAAAGGGAGGCUGUUCUGCCCGCCGUCGUCUGUACUAGCUCACGCAGUGCCACCAACCCCAACCCCAACCCCCUGCAGUGACCACCCCCCUCCCCACCUUGCGUAACCAUCUGAUUCCCCAACAUGCUCCUGGCCUCCUGGACCCCCAAUCCCUCUCUCUGCAUCUCUCCCUGACCCCAUCAGGAUCUUAGAUGUUUUACAGCGUGGAAACAGACCCUUUGGUCCGUGCUGACCCAGAAAUCCUAAAUUAAUCCAGUCCCAUUUGCCAGCAUUUGGCCCAUAUCC
This is a messenger RNA of Rhincodon typus (whale shark), 1575 nucleotides long. RefSeq names its product H-2 class II histocompatibility antigen, E-S beta chain-like. The coding region runs from base 312 to 1217 and encodes 301 amino acids. The record is from RefSeq and is a predicted model, not a curated record. The transcript is spliced from 8 exons. Gene Ontology annotation, biological process: immune response. Gene Ontology annotation, cellular component: external side of plasma membrane. Lineage: Eukaryota; Metazoa; Chordata; Chondrichthyes; Orectolobiformes; Rhincodontidae.